UGUCGGGCGGCCAUUGUUGUUAUUGCUCGGGGUCUUCAGCGAAGUGUCGGAGGAACUGUUGAGGCUUUAUUCCCUCGUGCACCGCUCUACUACACACACCCUCGUGACACCUGAGACUCCUGGCGGGGGCUCGAGAGUGAAGUGGCGAGCAGCAGAGACACUUCCAUUAGUGUGAUGCAGAAGAAACGUUCAGCAGUGUGGCGUCACUUUGCGGAGGAGGGCGAGAACAAGGUGUCGUGCCGCACCUGCCACAAGCGCCUCACCAAACACGGCAACACCUCCAUGAUGCUGCGGCACCUCCGAGGCAAGCACCCGGAGCUGAUGCACUGCCUCCUGCUGGACACUGAGGGUCCCAGCGGCCAUGAAGACACCUGGACCAUGGAUGAGCCCCAGGCGGAGGAGGUGGUGGAGUCGCUGCCGCCCAUUGAUGCCUCAGUGAAGAAGAAACGAUCAACUGUGUGGAAAUACUUUGAGGAGGAAGGCACGGACAAGGUCAGCUGCCGUAUUUGUGAUGAGAAACUGGCCAAGCACGGCAACACCUCCUCCAUGCUGCGCCACCUUCGGGGAAAGCACCCGCAGCUCAAACUCGGGGACCUGCAGGGUGACCAAUCCAAGAAAAUGAACCACCUUCACCUGAGCUCCAGCAACACUGAGAUGCGCUUCCUCUCUGUGUGUGAGCGACUCCUUCUCAACAACCAGCUGACAGACUGCACACUGGUGGCUGAGGGGCAGUUUGUGCAGGCCCACCGCCUUGUUCUCGCCACCUCAAGUGAGGUGUUUGAGGAGAUGUUCAAGACGGUGUCCCAGGCCAACCCAGUGGUGGUGCUCCGGGACAUCAGCCUUCAGGAGCUCAGGGGCCUCAUCAGCUACAUGUACAAAGGGGAGACUCUUGUAAAGUCACAUGACCUUCCUGGACUCCUCAAGGCAGCCGCUCAGCUCAAGAUUAAAGGUUUGAGUCAAGUGGGGCUGUCCGAAUCUUGGCUGGAUGACUCUCGCAACGUGACCGCCGGUGCCUCUUCCCCGCACCACCACCAUCACCACCACGUGAACCCCAAGCCUGACAUGACUUUCUACCAAGACGACCAGGAGAUGGAAGAAAUGGACGAAGACGACCCGGACAACCAAGGGCAGAAGAAAAAUGCAGCCACCAUCAACCUCAUGGCAAUGUGUGAGGAGGUGGUGCUGGACGAGGCUAGCGGUGGACUGGUGGCAGAGGGCGACGGGCGAACCCUGAAGCGCGUGCAGAUCAAGUUGGAACACGGUGUUGGAAUACCCCAGGAAGUCCCUCCGUCUGUGGACCUACCCUCACACCGCAGCCCUGACACCUUCCUCGCUGGGGCCCAAGAGGAGGCUGUGAUUCACCAUGAUGCUGAGGAGAUACAACAGCAGCAGCAACAGCAACAACAGCAGGAGAGACAGAUGAGAGAUGAUCCCCUCGCCCGUGCUGUCAAGGUUACUCAUUCUGCUUCUGGUGAUCUUGAGCAGGGCAUGCCUGGUAUUCUGACUACCAACGGUGCUGUAGUGCAGAUGGGGGGCACCACUCCCCAGCAGGGUGCUUCAUCUGUCCAGAAUGCUAUUGACAAUGAAGGCCUGAUCCUGCUUGGCUUGGCUGGGACAACUGAGAACCAGGGCAGGGUGUAUGCUGGUCCCUCCCACACCAAGCCAGACUCUCAUCCCCGCGGAACCUCCCUUAGAAGGCUCCGCAGAUACUCAAAACAAGACCUCUUGACUGCUCUUAACAUGAUCCGGGAUGGUCACCUGGGCAUUAAACCUGCUGCCCGAGCCUUCAACAUACCAGUGGCAACCUUGUACAAUGCCACCAAGAGACAUGACAUCUCCAGCCCUAUGCAGCAGGGUGCCAACAAGGACAUAUGGAGGAACAAAGGCCCGCUACUGGUUAGCACUGACGGCAUUCACGUCCAGUGUCUCCCGCCGCGCUCACCAACACUGCCUGAAACCUCCUAACUCCUCCCCAUCCCAUCCCUUCCUCCAGGCCUCUCUAUGAAGCCCAGGGGUUGCUCACUUGUGUAGUUGUGUUGCGUUGUCCAUCCUCUCGGACAGUAUAGCGCUUAAGUCCUCGGUUCUAUUGUAUGUUUAUGAUCCUCUCUGAUUUUAUUUGAAUGUUAAAUAUUGAAGAUUAGCGUGAUGUAUCCAAAAAAAAAGUUGUGCUCAUUAACUGCUUAUUUGUGCAGUUUUAAGUUAGUUUCCAUUUAGUUUUUGAUUUAUGUAAGUUUUAAGAAACUUUAUAUACUGUAUACAUAUAUAUAUAAAUAUAUAUAUAUUUGCACUACAAGACAUUACCAUUACUUGAGAGGCAUUCAAGAUGGGCAUUUUGUAAUAUGAUAAUGGUAAUGUUACUAUGGAGAGCCUUUUUGGUAGUAAGGAACAUAAUCAGAAGCCUGAAUUUACAUAUAAGUUAAGAAGAAUGUCUAUUUUUCCAAGUAGCCUUGGGUUUACUUGAUGUAUGCUUGCUGUUUUCUCUGACUAAAGUCACCAAAGAGUGGAGGACUUGAACUACCAGAUAAGUAUAAUUUGAUGAGUUAUUUCUCUAUUAAUGAAGACAAGAAUUCAUAUGAAUGUCAUGAGUUUGCAUUUGUGUUAUUUGACAUUUUGUGGGAUAAAGAAAAAGUGUACAGUGGUGUAGUCAAUGGCCAAUGUGGAGGGUAGAAUGUGCUUCUGAGUGAGAUUUAGAGGCACGACUUUAUGGAGAGAAGAGAAGGCAAAGCAUUUUCAUGGUCCUUCAAAAUUCCUCUCAUUAACUCUCUCUCUCUCUCUCUCUCUCUCUCUCUCUCUCUCUCUCUCUCUCUCUCUCUCUCUCUCUCUCUCUCUCUCUCUCUCUCUCUCUCUCUCACAUAUAGCCAGACUACAAUGCUCAAGUAUGUUAUAAUUAGUUCCUCUAGCCUUGUUAAUUGAUAGAUGGACAAUUGAGUUGAGAUAGAAUUUUUUAUCCAAACUUGUGGUAGUCAUUAGUUUUCCUUGGCAUUCACAAUUGUAUUUCUCUUAGUUUAAUAAUCUGGUGCAGGAUGGCGUAUUGUUUGCAUGGCACAUUGAGUGUGUGGUUGUCAUUUUUGGAAUCUUGUGUUGGAAAUGUCAAAAAAAUGUUUUGGAUUUCAAACAUUGAAACAGGAAAGGAAAUCACAUUAUUUAAUCUUUUUUUUCUUCUUUUUUUUUUCCUUCUUUUUUGGUGUUAUGGAUUUACAUGAAACUAAAUCACAUAUAUGAUUACUUUUGUUGGGUAGGAAAUGGUUCUAGUUUCAUUCUCAUUUUCUGUUGGUUUCAUUCUACGUUUUCUUUUUGGAGCAGACUUUGAAGGUCCGUCAUUGAGGGUCGAGUCGAGUCGUACAACAUUUUCGUUUCGCUGGUUCCAAAGUUUAACAAGUGAGGAGGUGCAGUCAUGAUCAUUGGUUCAGUAACGUACACUUAUUUCCACAGUAUGUCACUUUUCUCAACCCGGAGUCCUAUCAUUUGCUAAGAAUCCAUUGUCAAAUUUUGUUAGCAGAUCAUCAGCAUAUCAAAGGACUUAAGAUUGAGGGAAACAUCAAGAAAACUAGUGGAAAUGAAUGCAACAAAGUACUCAACUUGUGGCCAUGAGUGUACCUUCAUAUGUGUAGAGAUUCCACAAUGAACGAAUCCCCAGGAACUCUUGAUAGUAGGAUGAUAAUUACUAAUAUUUGCAGGACCUAUACACCCUGCAGUGGUAAUGUCAUUUCUCAUUGGUUUUUGUACUUGUAUGGAAGAAGAAUAGAAGUGUGACAAAAGUUCAGUACAUGUAGAGUUGAGUUCUUCAUACAUUAUUCAUUUAUGGCUUGGGUUUUUGUGCUCUUAGGUGAAGGAUGGUGUGUGUGUGUGUGUGUGUGUGUGUGUGUGUGUGUGUGUGUGUGUGUGUGUGUGUGUGUGUGUGUGUGUGUGUGUGUGUGUGUGUGUGUAUUACAAGGUUCCUCUGGUAUACAUUGUCAGCCACAGAGCCACGAGAAGAAGGUUCCCUCAAGACAGUCAAGAGAAAUAAGACGUAUGCGUGUUACUCCAAGAACAGAAAACAAACACAGCUCUUUAACUUCUCAUAUUAUGGUGCAUGUUUGUUUUCUCACAAAUAAGACUUCUCUUUCUGAAGUGAGAAAUUCUACACUCUUAGACGUUCCUCAGCAUCCUUAUUUUCUGCACCAUCAUCACUACUAUCAAAAUAAAUCUAAGUAAACAUGGACCAUUUCGUUGAGGGUGGUCCGUCGGUCGGUUAAUCUCUCGGCUAACGCGAUACAGGUGCACAGAAUAACAAUGCUGCUUUGGGGGAUGAAUGUACGUAGAUAUUCCUAUGUAACAAACAGCCCGGCUAGCCUGGCUGACUCUGCCUUAUCACAUAAACUACUCAUAGAUGUUACAAAUUUCACUCGUCUGCCGUCUCAGUCCUUUAUUUUGCAGAAUAAUGAUAUUUUUGAACGUGCCGUGUGAAAGCUGUCCUACGGCUACAGUUACAGUCAUAGCACGGAGGGUUCUGUCUGCCUAGGUAUUCGUUGCAGCAGAAGGAGGAGGUUCUGGUUGAGGUUGUAUUGGUUCUGCUUGUUGACGAUGACAUAGUAAGGUGUGUUGUUUUGUGCACUGUUUGCAAAAGAUUUUAUUCAGAUAAUUUGACGUCUUGACAUGGUUUAAUUACACUUGCAUGAUUCACAGCAAACUAGUCACUAAUCUUCCUUAUGGACAGGUGUUGUAGAGGAGGUAUUUGCAGUGUUCAUUUUCAGACUCCAUUAAAAUUAUGAGUAACUUAGUUUGGUGAAUAUAAGUAGUUUCUUAAUAUUAUUUCCAUAUGUAGUGAGGUGGCCAACAGCUGGCUGACAAAUCAAACAGGCCUGCAGUGUUCCGCCUAGGAGGAGUUUGUCAGUCAGUUGUUCACUUAUCACUAAACAUACAACUAGGAAUUAGGAAAUAAUAGUUAGCCUCCAUUUUGAAUACUUGAUAAAAAUUUGUUUGACAGACAGACAUCAGAAUGACAGCAGACGGUUACCAAUUCAUUAUUAACCUGCUUCGGAACAGAAUAUUCAUUAUUUAAACAAUAAUAUCAAAUCCAAUAAACAUUCACAUAAUGUC
Messenger RNA from Portunus trituberculatus (swimming crab), 5079 nucleotides. RefSeq names its product transcription factor GAGA-like. Gene Ontology annotation, cellular component: nucleus. Gene Ontology annotation, biological process: regulation of transcription by RNA polymerase II. Gene Ontology annotation, molecular function: protein binding; DNA binding. The record is from RefSeq and is a predicted model, not a curated record. NCBI's taxonomy places the organism in Eukaryota, Metazoa, Arthropoda, Malacostraca, Decapoda, Portunidae.